CGGCGGUGGCGGCGCCAUCUUGGGCGUGCGGCCGGGGCGUGAGUGCGGCUGGGGUUUGGCUGCGUCCCCGUCCGUGUCCUUCGCGACCCCGUUUCCGCGGGCGGACUCAGAGACGCACAUCGAGCUCUAGGGCUGAGUCCGGAGGGCACGCGCCGCGAUGAUGCUGAGAGGAAACCUGAAGCAAGUGCGCAUCGAGAAGAACCCGGCGCGCCUCCGUGCUCUGGAGUCGGCGGCCGGCGAGGGCGAGCCGGCGGCCAUGGCGCUCGCGCUGCCCGGGGAGCCGCCCGCGCCCGCGCCCGCCGAGGACCGGCCGGCUGAGGAGGGGGGCUUCACUAUCGACAUCAAGAGCUUCCUCAAGCCGGGCGAGAAGACGUACACGCAGCGUUGCCGCCUCUUCGUGGGCAACCUGCCCACCGACAUCACCGAGGACGACUUCAAGCGGCUGUUCGAGCGCUACGGCGAGCCCAGCGAGGUGUUCAUCAACCGCGACCGCGGCUUCGGCUUCAUCCGGCUGGAAUCCAGAACACUGGCUGAGAUUGCAAAAGCAGAGCUGGAUGGCACCAUUUUGAAGAGCAGACCUCUGCGAAUUCGUUUUGCUACACAUGGAGCAGCCCUGACUGUCAAGAACCUUUCUCCAGUUGUUUCCAAUGAGCUUCUAGAGCAAGCAUUUUCCCAGUUUGGUCCAGUAGAGAAAGCUGUUGUGGUUGUGGAUGAUCGUGGUAGAGCUACGGGGAAAGGUUUUGUAGAAUUUGCAGCAAAACCUCCUGCACGGAAGGCUCUGGAAAGAUGUGGGGAUGGAGCAUUCUUGCUAACAACGACCCCGCGCCCGGUCAUCGUGGAGCCAAUGGAGCAGUUUGAUGAUGAGGAUGGCCUGCCCGAGAAACUGAUGCAGAAAACUCAGCAGUAUCACAAGGAAAGAGAGCAGCCACCACGUUUUGCUCAGCCUGGGACCUUUGAGUUUGAGUACGCAUCUCGAUGGAAGGCUCUUGACGAGAUGGAGAAGCAGCAGCGUGAGCAGGUUGAUAGAAACAUCCGAGAAGCCAAGGAGAAACUGGAGGCAGAGAUGGAAGCAGCCAGGCACGAGCACCAGCUGAUGCUGAUGAGGCAAGAUUUAAUGAGGCGUCAAGAAGAACUCAGACGCUUGGAAGAACUUAGAAACCAAGAGCUGCAGAAACGGAAGCAAAUACAACUGAGGCACGAAGAAGAGCACCGCCGUCGUGAGGAGGAAAUGAUCCGGCACAGGGAGCAGGAGGAGCUGAGGCGCCAGCAAGAGGGCUUUAAGCCAAACUAUAUGGAAAAUAGAGAACAGGAAAUGAGAAUGGGUGAUAUGGGUCCCCGUGGAGCAAUAAACAUGGGAGAUGCGUUUAGCCCAGCACCUGCUGGGAACCAAGGUCCUCCUCCAAUGAUGGGUAUGAAUAUGAACAACAGAGCAACUAUCCCUGGCCCACCAAUGGGCCCUGGUCCUGCCAUGGGGCCAGAAGGAGCUGCAAAUAUGGGAACUCCAAUGAUGCCAGAUAAUGGAGCAGUGCACAAUGAUAGAUUUCCGCAAGGACCGCCGUCUCAGAUGGGAUCGCCCAUGGGUAGUAGAACGGGCUCUGAAACCCCACAAGCGCCGAUGAGUGGUGUAGGUCCCGUGAGUGGUGGUCCGGGGGGGUUUGGCAGAGGGAGCCAAGGGAGCAACUUUGAAGGCCCUAAUAAGCGUCGUAGAUACUAAACAUUCUUUCAUUCCUGGCUAUUUAGAGAAAAAAAAUUCAUUGGUAUGCCUUUACACUUUUACUUGUUACCUAGAAGAAAUGGUUUUACUGUUAUUGUAUGUAGACUUUAAAGUUUUUCUUUUGUAAAACUUGAGGUUUUUGUAUUUUCUUCAUUCAUAAGCUUUGUAGUUUAGAAUGGAAAUGAUGACACGCAUCAUUGUGAAUGUUCAAAUGUGUUUGUGACUUAGCUGAAUACAAGUAUGCCCUAGAACUGUGAAUUCUGUGUAGUUAAUCUCAAUAAAGACAUCAUUUUGGAUAA
Messenger RNA from Camelus dromedarius (Arabian camel), 2013 nucleotides. RefSeq names its product paraspeckle component 1 (gene PSPC1). Gene Ontology annotation, cellular component: nucleus. Gene Ontology annotation, biological process: regulation of DNA-templated transcription. Lineage: Eukaryota; Metazoa; Chordata; Mammalia; Artiodactyla; Camelidae. The record is from RefSeq and is a predicted model, not a curated record. Bases 158 to 1714 code for a protein of 518 amino acids. Gene Ontology annotation, molecular function: RNA binding. The transcript is spliced from 9 exons.